Messenger RNA from Musa acuminata subsp. malaccensis (wild Malaysian banana), 746 nucleotides. RefSeq names its product E3 ubiquitin-protein ligase RHA2A-like. The record is from RefSeq and is a predicted model, not a curated record. Lineage: Eukaryota; Viridiplantae; Streptophyta; Magnoliopsida; Zingiberales; Musaceae. Gene Ontology annotation, biological process: protein ubiquitination. Gene Ontology annotation, molecular function: ubiquitin protein ligase activity.
UUAAGUUGGAAGACUGAAGAAGAAGAAGAAGAAGGAAGGCGAGCCACUCAACAUUCCCCCGUUUGGUAGAUGCUUUCUCUGGGGAAGACACAGGCCAAGUCAUCUUCGCCUUUUUCCGACUCUACCAGCCGCCCGAUAUAUGCAUAUAUAGUGCUCACUCUUGCACUCGACCAUCAUCUCCCUCUCGCGAUGGGUCUCUCCAAUCAUCUCCACGGCGUUUCCGGUGAUUCUCUCCCCCUCCUCAUCCUAGCCGCCGCCGCCGCUUCCCUCGUCCAUCUCCGGUCGGUUCUUCUUCGCCUCCUCCCAUGUCCGCAUCCGCUGCCGACCCCGAGCCGUCCGUCGGUUCUGGCCUCGUCGUCCUGGCGGACCACCUCCUCUCCAAUCGGGCCUUCCCCUUCUACUACCCGGAGGAGCGGGGGGUGGGCCGGCGGCCGGCGUGCGCGGUGUGCCUCUGCGGCCUCGCCGACGGAGACCGCGUCCGGCGGCUUCCCUGCAGCCACGUCUUCCACAGGGAGUGCCUUGACGACUGGCUCCACCACCAGCUGAACCUGUCGUGCCUCCUGUGCCGCUCGCAGCUGGCCGAGCCGGACAUCCGCGCAGCCGCCGAGCGCGGGAUCGGGGCCCAGCUGGUCCAUCGAAACUAUGAUCGAUGAUGCCGCGGUCACCGUUAAAUAUCUUAUCAUAUAAAAACACCUCCUUGCUUUUAUCCUUCAUAUAAAAAUAUCUUAUCAUAUAUAUAUAUAAUC